AUGCAGAUUCUCUCCGCCAUUACGUGUCUGGCCGCGAUCUCCGUAGCAAGUCAUCACGACCUGCCAGCGAUCAAGGAAGGCGAGCACAAGGUUCACAAAACGACCCUAAGCCAGUCUACGUCUGAUAUCGACGCUGAGAUUACUUCUCGACCAACCCAUAUGCUGAAGGGUGCCAGCAAACAAGUUGACUCCAUGUGGGACAGCGUGUAA
Messenger RNA from Gregarina niphandrodes, 210 nucleotides. RefSeq lists its product as hypothetical. Bases 1 to 210 code for a protein of 69 amino acids. The record is from RefSeq and is a predicted model, not a curated record. NCBI's taxonomy places the organism in Eukaryota, Apicomplexa, Conoidasida, Eugregarinorida, Gregarinidae. The transcript has a single exon.